Triplophysa dalaica is the source of this 3519-nucleotide messenger RNA. RefSeq lists its product as uncharacterized. The coding region runs from base 916 to 1704 and encodes 262 amino acids. The record is from RefSeq and is a predicted model, not a curated record. The transcript is spliced from 3 exons. NCBI's taxonomy places the organism in Eukaryota, Metazoa, Chordata, Actinopteri, Cypriniformes, Nemacheilidae.
ACCUCGUCAGGAAUGAAUACUAUCUACAUAUACAGAAAUAUACAUAUACAGCCGUUGUGAUGUGUUAAAGUAUUCGAUGUGCAAAUGUCAUGUGCGAUAGGCAGAGGCAGAGCCAGAGUCCUGGGUGCUGAGUGCCACCUCAAAUUUUAUCGGCCAGUUUAAUGAUGAUUGACAUCUCAUUUCACCACUUGCUGAAAAAGCGUCUGGUGCCGCACGCAUCUUUCAAAUUAAUAAAGGACGAAAGUGAUGCGAGUAACAGAUAAGGUAUAUAAGGUUACCGCAUAUAAGGUUAGUUUUAAUACUAGGCAUCGGGAUUUUGUGUGCGGAAAUCAUUUUGAAAGUGAAGUCUCUGUAUGAGUAAACAUGAAUGUUGGCGCUAGACGGGUUAAUCAGAUAAGAGAGAUCGGUUCCCGAUUUAGCCCAAAUAUUAUGUUUAACGUUACAUUUGUGCUAGUUAUAUACACAUAAACAGUGCAGUGCCAUUACAUUACACUAUUUGCCUGUUUACUUAAUGUAGGCUAACGUCAGCUACACCCACCACCAGUGUUUAAAUGUUAAGCUAACUUUGAAAUUCUUAAGCUAUUUAUCUGGUCAUGAUCCUCAAAAGAUUACCUCAAUUGCAAAUAGCCUGUUUACGUUUCAUAAAGGGCUAAUAAAAUACAGCUAAGUUACUCCAAAGUACGGCCUGCCAUGUAACGAAUCUAGUAACGUAUGCUUCAGUUGAUUUAAUGGUAUAGUCCUAAUGGAAUUGAAAUUAAAAAAUUUUUAAAAUUGUAUUGAUGCUCAGAUGUAACUAUAGACUGUCAUAUUUUUGCAUAGGGUCAAUUAAACAUGAAAAGAAAGGGAGAGAUAACAGACUUCUUUUUAAAGAAGCAAAAAUAGGCAGAUCAGGUGCAAACAGUCUCCAACCCUUGCAUGACCACCGGACCCCGGAGCAGCUCCCUACCUGAGACUAGUCAGAGUCAAUGUGGUCAGGCUUCACAAGAACCACCAACAGAUGAGUUGAGGGAUGACACAGAGAGUUCUGACUCUGAGCAGGAGAGUGAGCCAGAGCUGCCAGGAGAUGUCAAAGAGCCUCGGCCAACCACAUCAAGCAGGAAAUAUGCUGUUCCAAAAGGACCCAAUGGUAUCUCAAGAUCCAGAGACAAGGGUCCUGUACAGCCAGGUUUGAAAACAUUUCCCAGAACUCAGUUUGGUACAAGGAAAAGAGCUUUUAACAGCUCCUGGUAUAAGGACAAUUCAUGGCUUGAAUAUUCUGAAAGUCAAGACUCAACUUAUUGUUUUGCCUGUAGGCAUUUUUCUUUGCCAAAUACAUCUGAAUCUGCAUUUACAUCACAGGCCGGCUUUUGUAACUGGAAAAAAGCUCUGUUGAAAGAUUCUGGGUUUAAGCUCCAUUCAAAAGCAGACCAUCACUUCAAUGCCAUGUACGCUUGGAAUGAGUAUCAAAGAUCUGUUGAUGGCAACUCAUCAAUGCUAGAUGUCACGGAUGAAGAGCGUAAAAAGAAAGUGGAAGAAAACUGUGCUUACAUAAAAACCAUUGCAGACGUGCUACUUUUAACUGCCACCCAAAAUAUAGCACAGAGAGGUCAUCGAGAGUCUGAUGAAUCUCAAAACAAGGGUCAUUUUUUGGUAAUCUUAGAUGAAAUCGCAAAGCAUGACCCUCUCAUAGAAAAAAGGAUGACUGCAUGUAGCAAUGCUAUAUAAGUAUAUAAGUAUACAAGCCACGAAAUUCAAAACGAAAUUCUUCAGGUCUUGGCUGAAAUGGUACAAAUUGAAAUAAUAAGAGAAGUAAAAGAAAGUGAAGUUUUUAGUGUAAUUGUAGAUGAAACUAAAGAUUUAAAGAAAAAAGAACAGUUGUCUUUAGUCCUCAGGUACUAUUACAAUGGGGCCAUCUACAAAAGUUUUUUAAACUUUCAUUCAGCUCAAAGCUUGGAUGCUGCAGGUCUCACAAAAAUCAUAAUUGAUUGCCUUGAAAAACAUGGUCUGGACUACAAAAAUAAUCUUGUGGGGCAGGGCUAUGACGGUGCAUCCGUUAUGAGCGGAAAGCAUUCUGGUGUGUCUGCACGCAUUAAAAGCUGUGCAAGAUUUGCAUUUUAUGUUAAAUUUGGUUCUUGUCGAUGCUAUAAAAUCAGUGCCUGAGGCAGUUAACUUUUUGGCUCUAGUGCGGAAGCUUUAUUCCUUUGUAUCUGGAUCAUAUGUUCAUCUCCAGUGGCUUGCAGUUCAAAAAGAGUUGUAUCCACAGCAGCAACCCAGGGAACUACAGAGACUUACAGAUGUAAGGUGGGCAUGCAGAUACAUGGUGCCUUAAUCUAAGAGACAGGCUUCCAUCAGUGCUGAGAGUGUUACAGGAUAUAGCACUUGAAAAUAGUGGCGAUAGAUCAGUGGAGGCCAAGGGAAUUCUGUCUCAGAUAGAUUUACAUUUCAUAGGGCUUUUGGUUACCUUUUGUAAAGUUCUUGGUGAUGCUAAGUGUCUUUCUGACAUGCUCCAAUCAAGCUCUCUUGACCUAACAAGGGCUGUGGAUUUAGUAGGUGCCCUCACAGACACAAUACAGGACUACAGAAGUGAAGAUUACUUUAGAGAACUGUGGAAAGAGGUUGAAGAGAUUGCAGAACAUUGCAAAAUAUGUAUACAAACAAUGUGUAGAAGACAGCCUAAAAGAAGCAUAAGAUUUAAUGAUUCAUUGAUGAUGAGCACUGUAGGACAGAGAAAUAGUGACCAAAGUGAUGUUGAGAGCUUCCAAAGAGCUGUCUUUUAUCAAGUGCUUGACAGUCUCACAGCUGAGAUGCAGAGGUGUUUUUCAAAGAAGAAUUGUGAAAUAAUGCAAGGAAUCCAGUCUCUUAACCCAAAGAGUGGAACAUUCUUAAGUGAGGAGCCUAUGUUUGCCUUCGCUCAGAUCUUUGAGUCAAAUUUUGAGGACCUUAAACAUGAGGUUCAACAGACUAAGCGACUUCUUGACAGGAGAGAGAAAAGUGGAGGGGACAGACCAUCUACUCCCCUAGAAUUUGUUGUCUUUCUUUAACCUUAUAAAGAGGUUUUCCAUGAGCUGUUUAGACUUUGUAAGAUUUCUGUUGUCAAACCAGUCAGCAGUGCUUCCUGUGAGAGAAGCUUCUCAGCUUUAAAACUGAUUAAAACUCAUUUUAGGAAAACAAUGGUGGAUGACAGGUUAAGUCACCUUGGAAUUCUUAGUGUUGAGUCAAGUAGGGCAGACAGCCUCAACAUGGAUGAGUUUGUGAAACGUUUUGCAAGUUCUCACCAGAACCGUAGACUUGUUUUGUUUUAAAUUCCUUUAAUAUAAACCAGAAUGAUUAUUUCUAUUAUCAAUCAGUCAGUUUCUGCAAUUUCUGAUUCAUGUUUAAUUGCAUGUUUUGCAAUUCAUGUUUUUUUUUUCUUGAAAUGUGAAAUGUGAAAUUCUAUAAUGCACUUUAUCCCAUUGUUCUUGGUGCUUAAGCAUUAUAUCUGAAAAUGUUUGGGAUGUUUAACACUUAUUAAAGACCAAGAAUUUAUAUUCAACAGAAUGA